AUAUAGAAAUCAAAAUACAUCAGGUAUUCUACUUUUAUAGUAACAAUUCAAUUAAAUAAUAGAGAACGUUUACUGAAUUAAUAAAAGUAUGGGUUCAUUGGAGAAUCCACUUGUGCAUUGUCAUAUAUUCCGUGAUUUAUUAAAAAGAAUAGACAGGAUUCACGGGGAGCUCGUUGACCAUGAAAACACUCUGCCAAAAUGUGAAGUUUGUUGGGAAAAUCACACUGAAUUUAAUUCCAUAAAAGCACAACUUCUUAUUAUUGUUCAAGAGAAUGUCUUAAUAAAUAAUGAGGAGGCACAUUCUUCUUUAACGACUUCCGAAUCCAAGGAAAUAAAUCCAGUCAACAUGGUAGUUAUCAAAGAGGAGCAAAAGACAGAAUCCACAGAUGAUGAUGAAGUACAUAAUAGCGAAGUUGAUGAUACUGAUAAGGAAUGGAAUCCAUGGGAAAACAAUACACAAUGCAUUAACGAAACUACUAAAAAGUACAAAAUUUCGUGCCCUGAUUGCUUAAGAACAUUUUGUGGAAGAAAACGCCUAGACAAUCACAUCAUAUUUUGUGACAAAAGAAAACACAAAAGUGAAGCAUCAGAGAUGAAAAUAAAAAGACUGGAAGAGCUCAAUAAUGAUGAACAACAUGUUAAGGAAUUAUAUGAAUGCGAUCUCUGUGGCAGUGAAUUUUCCGCCAAGAGCCAAAUAAUUUCCCAUAUGCAAUGUCAUUUAAAGUCUUCGAAACGAAAAACCAAGGAGGACUCUCUUAAAGAAAGUGAAAAUCUAACAUGCCACAUUUGCUACAAAAAACUAAAUACAACUAGUGGUCUUAAAAGACACAUAAAAUUUCAUGAAAAGAAGGAAAAUCCUGGUCAUAAAUUUACGCGGAGUAAACAAAAAAAGCAAUAUUCUUGUGAAUUUUGCAAAAAAUCUUUCCGAUAUGUUGGAGCGCUGGAAAGACACAAUGAAGUACGUGAUAGUUCUAAACUUCAGUGUGAAACGUGCAAUGAAAGAUUUUGUCAGGAUACAGAGCUUGAUAAUCAUCUAAGGACAGCUCACAAGGAGAAGAUUUAUUUCCAAUGUCUCCAUUGCGAGGAGCAAUUCACGAACUUUAGAUUAAUUUAUAAGCAUCACAAAGUAAACCAUCCCAACUUAUUGGGUCCUACUAAACCCUUUCUAUGUGAUACGUGUGGCCUUGCAAUGAUCGAUUCGCGGGAUCUUAAACGGCAUAUGAUGAUCCAUCGCGGCCUAAAACCCCAUAAAUGCGAUGUAUGUGAAAAGACAUUUCGCCUAAAAACGGAAGUUGAACAGCACCGUCGAGUUCACAUUCCUAGUUCAGAAAUUACAGAACAAUACGCAUGUCCUAUGUGCCCAAAGAAAUUCCGCACAAAUGUUACUCUCUGGCGACAUAAGCGUAUUCACACUGGACAAGUGAAGGAAACAAUUUGCCAUGUAUGUCGAAGGCGUAUUACAAAUCCAAAAAGUCUCGAAAUUCACAUGCUGAAACAUGCAAAUGAAGGGCCCAGAUUAUUUAAAUGCGAAGACUGUGGUAGAUCAUUCAAUAAACUUAAAUAUUUGAAUCAACAUCGUAAAGAUGCCCACAAUAUCCUUACAGAUUUGAUGUUAAAUCCAAAACCGUCUAGAAAGAAGAAAAUAUAGUUUUUAACUUGUUUUCCCUUAUAUUGUUAUCAUUAUAUUUUUUUUUAUUAUUAUUUAUACCUUUAUUUUAAAUUAAUUUAAAUUAGGAAAAUUAUAUACAGAAAAAAAAAUUAUGAUUAUUGAUUUUUUAUUAUUCUAAGUAAUUAAAUCUUUAAUUUUUAUAAAUAAAAGUAAAUAAUUAUAAAAAAAAAUCUUGUUUUUUAUUAUCCUUAUUUUAUCGACCCUAACACUCUUUGACAAUUCUCAAAUGUUCACAUUGGCAUAUUCACCAUCUAUUACAAUUCUGUCAAAAUAAUACUUUUGUUUUAAACAAGUAUUUUUUUGUAAGUUUAUUAAGGAUUUAAACGUAAUAAAAGCUAAAAAGGUAAAAAUAUGGGUUCAUUAGAGAAUCCUCUUCUUCAUUGUCAAUCAAUUAGGGAGUUCUUCAAAAAGCUACGCAUUUUGCACAGUGAACUUAUUGAUCAUGAAAAUACUGUGCCAAAAUGUGAAAUUUGUUGGCAAAAUCAUGCCGAAUUCAGUUCAGUAAAAGCACAAUUAUACCUAAUUGUCCAAGGAAAUGCAUUCUCAAAUGAUAAGAAAGCGAAGGAUAAUUUGUUGGAGGAGAACGAAUCAGAAGAUGAAGAUUCCCAAAUACAACCUGUUACAAUGGUGGUCGUAAAAGAGGAACAUGAAAUAGAGGAAUAUUCUGAUGAAGAUCAAAUGUACAAGAGUGAUGCAGAAGAUACCGAGAGGAAAUGGAAUCAAAGUGAAAGCAAUAUCGAACCGUCUACUAAGGGAUCGAAACAACAAAGGAUGUCAUGCCCGAUAUGUUCAAGAGCAUUCCUUCAACAAAAAAGGCUGGCUAAUCAUAUGUUAGUAUGUAAGAAACAGCGUGGAAUUGGACAAGAUUUAGAUCAAAUUGUUGAAAAUGACGAUCCAAAAGUUAGUGACGAAUCUAACAAAAAAAAAUUCGAGUGUGCUUAUUGUAGUAAAAAAUUCUAUGAAAAAUCACAAAUUAUUACUCACAUGCAAAUUCAUGUAAUGAUAUCUGGAGAGAUUGAAGAUAGAACAUGCAAAAUUUGUAGCAAAAGAGUUCAUACAGCAGGUGGUUUGAAGAGGCAUAUGAGAUUCCAUGAGAAGAAAGAAAAUCCUAAUUAUAAAUUUAAACGGAGUAAGAAAGAAACACAAUAUUCAUGCAAUGUUUGCAAAAAAUCAUUUCGCUACCCAGGAGCUUUGGAGAGGCAUAUGGAAAUCCGUGAAGGUUCUAAUGUAAAUUGCAAGAUUUGCGGUGAAAAAUUUUGUCGGAAUUCAGAUCUUGACAAUCACCAAAGAAUAGUUCACGAGGAAAAGGCAGAAACUUAUCAGUGUCAUUACUGCGAAGAACAUUUCAGUAAUUUCAAAUUAAUCUACAAACAUCAUAAAAGCAACCAUCCUACUUUAUUGGGUCCUACAAAACCAUUUUUAUGCGACACAUGUGGUCUUGCUAUGAUGGAUUCUGCACAUCUGAAGCGGCAUACAAUGAUUCAUAGAGGAAUAAAACCUCAUAAAUGCGAUGUAUGUGAUAAGGCGUUUCGCUUAAAAGCAGAGCUAAAGCAACAUCGUAGGGUACACAUUCCAGCUUCGGAGAUUGAAGAGAAAUAUGCAUGCCCAAUGUGUCCUAAAAAAUUUCGAACCAACGUUACCCUCUGGAGACAUAAACGUUUUCAUUCUGGUAAAGCUGUGGAGUCUUUUUGUCCAGUUUGUAAACUACGAAUAACAAAUCCGAAAAGUUUAGAAAAACACAUACUUAGACAUGCAAGUAAGGGUCCACGAUUAUUUAAAUGUGAAGAAUGCGAAAGGACAUUUACUAAACUUAAAUAUAUGAAUCAACAUCGAAAGGUCGACCACAAUAUUUUUACACAUUUAAUGCUAAAUCCAAAAUCUUCCAGGAAAAAAACUUCAUAAAAUCUUUUUUAUGUAUAUAAAGUUUAAAAUAAUUUGUGAAUCUUAAUGUAACAAAAUAAAAUAGAUAAUAAAAACUUAUAGAUAUGA
Messenger RNA from Lutzomyia longipalpis, 3658 nucleotides. Its product is annotated as zinc finger protein 883-like. Lineage: Eukaryota; Metazoa; Arthropoda; Insecta; Diptera; Psychodidae. Gene Ontology annotation, molecular function: RNA polymerase II cis-regulatory region sequence-specific DNA binding; DNA-binding transcription factor activity. Gene Ontology annotation, biological process: regulation of transcription by RNA polymerase II. The record is from RefSeq and is a predicted model, not a curated record. The transcript has a single exon. The coding region runs from base 89 to 1648 and encodes 519 amino acids.